CAACCCUCUCUUUCAGUCUGGCUGGCUGCUGUCCUGUCAUCGGCCUGGGUGUGGUUUUUGCUGUCGGGGGUACCGUUAGCAGGAAAUCAAGCGUCAGUCCGUUUCACAUAUAUGCGAAACAAAGGGGAAAAAAAGACCCUCACAAGCGUAACGUUGAAAAUAGUUCUUCGCACUCAAGCUAAACGUAACAUUAGCUUCCUCCAGACGAUUGGCGCCGUUGUUCUGAUGGGAAAAAGUUUUCUUCUGGUCUCGCUGACUGGUUUCAUCUAAGAACUUUUUUUUUUAUACAUAAAAACUGAACGGGACGUAAAAGAAAGGAAAGAUGCCGAAGACGAUUAGCGUAAGAGUUACCACAAUGGACGCUGAGCUGGAGUUCGCCAUUCAGCCAAAUACAACAGGAAAGCAACUCUUUGACCAGGUCGUUAAGACCAUUGGGCUCCGGGAGGUUUGGUACUUUGGACUCCAGUACCAGGACACAAAGGGUUUCUCCACAUGGCUCAAGCUCAAUAAGAAGGUGACGGCCCAGGAUGUGAGGAAGGAAAGCCCGCUGCUGUUUAAGUUUCGUGCCAAGUUCUUCCCUGAGGAUGUGUCGGAGGAGUUAAUCCAGGACGCCACACAGCGGCUGUUCUUCCUGCAGGUGAAGGAGGGAAUCUUAAAUGACGACACCUACUGCCCUCCAGAGACAGCAGUCCUCCUGGCCUCCUACGCAGUGCAGGCCAAGUAUGCCGACUACAACAAGGAGGUCCACACACCAGGCUAUCUGUCCAGUGAGCAGCUGCUCCCUCAGAGAGUUCUGGACCAGCACAAGCUCAACAAGGACCAGUGGGAGGAGAGGAUUCAAGUGUGGCACGAAGAACACAAGGGCAUGAUGAGAGAGGAAUCCAUGAUGGAGUAUCUAAAGAUCGCCCAAGAUCUCGAGAUGUACGGAGUCAACUACUUCAGCAUCAAGAACAAGAAAGGAACAGAACUGUGGUUGGGAGUGGACGCUUUGGGCCUCAACAUUUACGAACAGAAUGACAAAAUGACACCCAAAAUUGGAUUUCCCUGGAGUGAAAUCAGGAACAUUUCCUUCAAUGACAAGAAAUUUGUGAUUAAACCAAUUGACAAGAAAGCACCCGACUUUGUAUUCUAUGCUCCGAGACUCCGCAUCAACAAGCGCAUUCUGGCUCUUUGCAUGGGCAACCAUGAGCUGUAUAUGCGCCGCCGCAAACCUGACACCAUCGAAGUGCAGCAGAUGAAGGCCCAGGCACGCGAGGAGAAGAACCACAAGAAGAUGGAGAGAGCUCUGCUGGAGAAUGAGAAGAGGAAAAGAGAACUUGCAGAAAAGGAAAAGGAAAAGAUUGAAAGGGAAAAGGAAGAAUUAAUGGAGAAAUUAAAGCAGAUUGAGGAUCAGACGAAAAAAGCCCAACAAGAGCUUGAGGAGCAAACACAGCGGGCUCUGGAGUUGGAGCAGGAGAGGAAGAGGGCUAAUGAGGAGGCUGAACGUUUGGAGGCUGAGCUGAGAAGUGCUGAGGAUUCCAAGAUGGCGCUGCUGCAGCAGUCAGAGAACCAGAUGAAGAACCAAGAACACCUGGCCACAGAGUUGGCUGAGCUGACUUCAAAGAUUUCCCUCCUGGAGGAUGCCAAGAAGAAGAAGGCGGAUGAGGCGGCAGAAUGGCAGCAGAAGGCUACCAUGGUGCAGGAGGACCUGGAGAAGACCAAAGAGGAACUCAAAAACAAAGUGAUGGCGGCUCACAUUCAGGAGCCGCUCAAUGCCGAGAACGAGCAUGACGAGAACGACGAGAGCAGCGCUGAGGCCAGCGCUGAGUUCACAGCCGCCGCCACGUACAAGGACCGCAGUGAAGAGGAGCGCAUGACUGAGGCUGAGAAGAAUGAACGUUUGCAGAAGCAUCUACUCGCUUUAAGCUCAGAGUUGGCCAACGCUCGGGACGAGAGCAAGAAAACAGUGAACGACAUAAUCCACGCAGAGAACAUGCGAGCAGGACGAGACAAGUACAAGACCCUCAGACAGAUCCGGUCAGGAAACACCAAACAGCGCAUCGAUGAGUUCGAAUGCAUGUGAUGCCUGCAUUCAGCAAUGCAAAAGCCCACACACAGCUGGGUCAUUCUGCCUGGACUGCAGUCCUGCCUCACUUAAAGCUGUUUCCUCUGUACCCAAAUAAAUUAGCUCCACAACAUGACAUGGUUGCACAAGCACAGCACAAUGUACAAAUACGGAUAUGGAAAACUCCAUUUGCUAUCAUUCCUAACUUUGAAUUUAGGCAAGUCACUGGUUGAAAAGGGACAUACUGUAUUUUAUUAGUUCAUUCCUGUCAAGGGGUUUAUGUAGCAUAUUAGAAAAUGGCUCAUGCCUUAUUUUAUGACACAUUGAAUAAGCAUUUUGAAUUUCUUUGUAUGUUUUUUGUCACAUUUUGGAUUCAUGAUUUUAAAAUAAAGGGGCUCAAAGACCAUUCCAAAUUCCACAAGACCCAUAGACAUAUUUCCGACAUACACGGUUCUUCACAGCAAGCUGGAUUUUUCUGACGGUUAUAUUUCUCCAGUGAUCUGCUGCAGAUAGUUUUAAAACCAAAUACACUGUAAUCUACAAAAGCAAAUUCACAUAAAAUAAAACUGAAGUGUCUGUGUGGAGCAUUAACAGAGCAGUAUUAGUUUUUGGUCAUUUACAAUUUAUUUACUUUUCAUUUGACUCUAUCUGUUACAAAUCAUACAGUAUUUACAUCCCACCAACUGGAUGAUAUGAAGGAUCAGUUUCAUUUAGAUCUUUUGUCUGUUUAUAACAUUUCUGAACACCUUCAAAUCCAUUUGUAACCACAAGGCUGGAAUGUAAACUCUGCUAUUAAGGCUCAAACUGUUUAUUAUCCUUUUAAAUCUACAUAGAAAAAUCCUCAAUUGUAGACAAAAUGAACUUCAUGUGGCCUAAUAUUAAAUCCUAAGAUAUGGAAAAGAAAAUUAAAGCGUUCCGCCUAUCAACACUGAAUAAUUACCUGCAAAAUCAAAUAACAAUAAUUAAUAUUUCACUGUCUACAAUUCAAUUUAGCACUCAAUUUAAAAACUCAUUUGAAGUUGUUUCUUUAAGAGUUUUAGUCCUUUGCUUUUAAUUUUUAAGUGCUCAACAGUGAGGAUAUUUGAGUGUUUUGAUAUCAUCAGUACAGCAGUUACACUGUAGCUGUCUCAUGUCAGGUUGGCUUUUACUGGUAAACAAAUGCCAAUAAAGUCGUCUGUAAAGGGCAAAGCUGUAGUUUAAUCUUAAAUGUGUGAAAAUGAUCUCACGUUCUUUUCCCCCAAAAUCUUCCUAGAAACGGAUGCAUUAAAUGAUUUAAAAUAAAAUAAUUUUAUUUAAAAAAAUAAAAUGAUUUCAUUUUAAAAAAUAAAAUAAUUUCAUUAAACAUGCACUGGACGACUAAAGCUUACCUUUACACAGCGAGUUAAAACGUCCUCAGUGGGCACCAUUGGCAUUUUUGAUAUACUGUAUGUAUUUAAUUCAAUUUGUGUAUUUUGUAAUUUGGAUUUUUCAGAUGUGAUAAAAUUGUCUGAGGUGAAGGAUAGACACCACUUUGGAUAUUUUUGUAUUAUAUAGGCUAGAAGUACUUGUCAGAGAGAACAGUUGUUUUUUUUUUUGUUCAGAAAGAACAGCAUUUUGAAAACAGUGUUUUUGUUGUAAGCUAAUUGAACAGCUCACUGCUGUAAUAGAAGGCUGAUGGAACAAGCAACACCCCAAAGCCUGUGAUAGGACCAAUGUAAAACCAGACGCUGCAGGAAACUCUGUCCAUGUUGUACUGCUAAAAGCACACCAUGAAUGGAAAGUUCAGACCAGGCCAAAAGAUUUUGUAUAAAAAUGAACAGAACCAAGUCCUUGUGCCAUUACUCAACAUUACAUUUUUCAGACAUGCGGAGGGUUUGCUUGUUCCUUAGAUAUUUAGAAAUUAGUGUUUGAAAGAUUUAUUUACGCUAUUUUUCAAGUUCAAAAUGAAUGUAUUUUAGUGAUAAAUAUUUCUUUUUAUUUUGUUCUGAUUUCUCUCAUUGAAUGAACUUUUGUCAUUUGUACCAAGAUGCAUUUUGAUAUUCAGUAUUCUUGCCCAUUGCUGCGACUUGUUCUUGUAUCUGCCAUAAAAAUUGCAGUUGUUGCUAUUUUGGAUACUUUUCCAUGCCUUUGACGAUAACUUUUGUAAUGCUGCACUGUGUGUUCUACCUGAAGCACCAUGUAUUGACAGCCUGCUUUUAAGAAUCAAGUGUAAUUUGAACACGUUAUCAUGUGUGAAAGAAAUUUAUUAAAAGAUGCUACUCAGUAUUUCGUCAAUUUGAAUCAAAUAGGAUUGUAGUGUAAUUAAUAUUGUAAAUUGACAGACAGUGCCUUGGCCAGGUUUUACAUCAGGACUUGCUGCUUCAAGUCUUCCUUUCAGCAAUGAAUAAAAGUCAAAUUAAACUA
This is a messenger RNA of Scatophagus argus, 4426 nucleotides long. It is a transcript of the gene msna, whose product is annotated as moesin a. Gene Ontology annotation, cellular component: plasma membrane; apical part of cell; microvillus. The transcript is spliced from 13 exons. Gene Ontology annotation, molecular function: actin binding; cell adhesion molecule binding. Bases 323 to 2062 code for a protein of 579 amino acids. The record is from RefSeq and is a predicted model, not a curated record. NCBI's taxonomy places the organism in Eukaryota, Metazoa, Chordata, Actinopteri, Scatophagidae. Gene Ontology annotation, biological process: regulation of organelle assembly; positive regulation of protein localization to early endosome; regulation of cell shape.